Molecule: messenger RNA, 1716 nt
Organism: Fusarium coffeatum
Lineage: Eukaryota; Fungi; Ascomycota; Sordariomycetes; Hypocreales; Nectriaceae
Exons: 2
Coding region: 1-1716 (571 amino acids)
Source: RefSeq, a predicted model, not a curated record
AUGACUGAAUCAUACGAUAUUGUAGUCGUGGGCACCGGCUGGUUCGGCCUUGCCGCCUCAAAGGCAAUCCACCAGAUCUCUCCAACCGCAUCCCUCCUAAUCCUCGAAUCCGCCUCUUCAGUCGGCGGCACCUGGUCUAAGAACAGACUUUACCCGGGUCUCAAGUCAAACAACAUGAAGGGAACAUACGAGUUCCCCGACUUUCCAAUGGACGAAGCCACAUACGGUGUGGGACCGAAUAAUCAUAUUCCUGGUGCUGUUCUACAUCGGUAUCUUACAGACUUCGCAAAGCAUUUCGGCUUUUACGAUAAUAUCCAGUUUGAUACUGCUGUUGAGGGUGUGGAGAAGGAGGGUGAUGGAUGGAAGUUGAGUGUGUUGGGGAGUCAAGGGAGCAGAGUUAUAGAAGCGAAGAAGCUUGUUCUUGCGACGGGGUUGACUUCGACACCGAACAUGCCCCAGUAUAAGAAUGCGGAGAAGUUCGAUGCACCACUAUUUCAUGCCAAGGACUUCUGUAAGGAAGCUCCCAACCUGAAGGUCAAGAACGCUAUCGUCGUGGGUGGUGCAAAGUCUGCUUUCGACGUGGCAUACGCUCUCGUCCAAGACGGCGCAGAAGUCGAUCUGAUUGUCCGUCCAACGGGCAACGGCCCCGUCUGGAUCGCGCCACCCUUCGUCACCCCCCUCAAGAAGCGUCUCGAUCAGAUCCUGAACAUCAGGUGGAUGACCUGGUUUAGUCCUUGUCCCUGGGGUGAAGCCGACGGGUUCUCCAGCGUCAGGAACUUCCUGCACGGCACAUCCCUGGGAAGACUCAUCGUCAAUGGCUUCUGGAAAGCACUCAGUGGCGACGUUGUUUCUGCAAACGGAUACGACUCGCAUCCUGAGCUGCAGAAGCUCAAGCCGUGGCAUUCUGCUUUCUGGAUCGGUAGUGGACUGAGUAUCUUGAACUAUGACACUCCCCUGUUUGAUCUUGUCAAGCAAGGUAAGAUCAGGGUUCAUAUCGAUGACAUUGAGUCUCUCGAGCCUCGACGGGCAAUUCUUGCUUCUGGGGCGGUCAUUGAUACCGAUGCGAUUAUCUGUUCGACAGGUUGGAAGAAGGAGUCUACCAUCAAGUUGGCAGAAGAGGAACUCACUCUUCCUUACUCGGACGCCAAGAAACGCGCUCUGAACCAAGCUGCAGAUGCGAAGGUCCUCUCCCUCUAUCCCGGUCUCAAGUCACAACCUGAUCUCAACAUCAAGCCCAAGGGAACUGACCCUCUUCGUUAUUAUCGCUUUAUGGUUCCUUCCCGGGCAGUCCGAACGAACAACCUUGCCUUCGCAGGCAUGAUCUCGACCGUCAGCACAGCAACAUGCGCCACGAUCCAAGGCCACUGGAUCGCCGCCUUCCUCGCCAAUAAGAUCCACAGCAUUCCAUCCUCCGAUAAGGAGAUCACCGACGAGAUCAUGCUGCACACCCAAUGGGGCAAGUGGCGAUACCCUUGUGGUUACGGUGCUGAUCUGCCUGAUCUUGUAUUCGAAGGACUGCCAUAUUGCAAUAUGCUUAUGAGGGAUCUUGGACUGGAGACGCAGAGGAAGGGAGGACGAUUUAGCGAGUUGACGUCGCCUUAUUUGCCCGCGGACUUUAGGGGGUUAGUUGAGGAGUGGAAGGCCAAGGAGGAGAAGAAUUGGGGGGAGAUUCCGGGUGUCGAGGUUCAACAGGUUCAGGGUUAUAAGAAGGAUUAA